This is a messenger RNA of Amphiprion ocellaris (clown anemonefish), 9784 nucleotides long. RefSeq names its product signal-induced proliferation-associated 1 like 3 (gene sipa1l3). The coding region runs from base 611 to 5926 and encodes 1771 amino acids. Gene Ontology annotation, cellular component: Golgi apparatus; cytoplasm; plasma membrane. The record is from RefSeq and is a predicted model, not a curated record. Gene Ontology annotation, biological process: regulation of small GTPase mediated signal transduction; activation of GTPase activity; establishment of epithelial cell polarity. NCBI's taxonomy places the organism in Eukaryota, Metazoa, Chordata, Actinopteri, Pomacentridae. The transcript is spliced from 25 exons. Gene Ontology annotation, molecular function: GTPase activator activity; protein binding.
GUGAGCGUGCGGGCGCAGCUUCGCCGUGGUUUCGGUUGAGCAUUCUUGGCAACGUCUCUCUCGGUGAACAGGCUGCCGACCGUCGGCUGUUUCCACAAUGUCUGGAGAAUUAUUUUAACGGAGUAGGAGCCGAGAGGAGCCGCCGGAGCAGCGUUAGAGUUACACUGCGAGCAGCUGGAGGAACAAAGAAUCCUGUCUUCAAAGGGAGCUGAAUGUGGGCCACCUGAGUUACUUCGCCUGUAAGCAUUUUGUUGAAUCACCGUGCCCUAUCUUGGCAGAGAUUAAAAUACUGAGCCUCAUCUGCCUGCACAGUGACGUCAAACCUCACCACACCUGCUUCACCUGCACAGCUGGAGGCAGAAAAGAUCUGCAUUAGACUGAAAAAGUCCCGAGAAAGAAGAGCAGAAUUGACACUGAUUCAAAGUGGUCCAUCAUGGACCAGUGAAGUCUUUCCCACCCUGCCCGUUAAAAGCAAUGUUUUUGGGAGCUGGAGGCCGUAACGCCAUUAGCAGAGUGCGUGUGGGGCCAUUACGCUCCCUCUUCCCCACCACCCCUCCUGACAUGGGAUGCCAGCCCCCUGCCCACCUGCCCUAAGCUCUCCUGGGGUGCCAUGAACAGCUACAGAGACAGAGGGGUAACUUGCACCUCCUCAGACCUUCUGGAUGGAGGAGGAGGAGGGUUGCCACCACACGCUUCUUUUCGUCACACCCCCAAUGGCCACCCGGCCCCUGGGCACCCAGACCUGGCCAACCAACCGCGCAACUCCGUGCCCAAAAUGGGUGUUCGAGCGCGGAUUGCAGAAUGGCCUCCACGCCGUGCACAGUCCCGGGAGUCGCUGCUUGAAAAUGGGCAAAUUGGGAGCAAUCACUACGCCGAUGACUGCUCCACGUCUGUUUCAUCAUCGGUUUUGUCAUCUGACGUGAGGUUGGUGCGGGGAGGAGUUGCCAGGUUGCCAAGACGGCGGUCCAAGGAUGUAGAGUUCAGAGGAGGAGGGUUUGAAAGAAGUUCACCUUUCAGCCUACGAGUGUUCCCACCUUUGAGACAGCGUUCCAACAGUGAAGUGACACUGAGUGAGCAGGACGAAAAUGAGGUGGAGGCUCGUGGAGGUGGCGCAAUGGGGAACCGGUUCCGAGAGUAUGGCAGCACCUCCUCCAUCGACAUCCAGGGCAUUCCUGAGCAGAGCUUCUUCGACAUGCUCAGCCAGUUCCACCAGGAGAGGCCUGACCAGCGCAGCUCAGCACCUAUACACCUCGGGGAGCUGCUGCGGGCUCCAGACUCACCACCAAGCGCACCUCUGCCCUCUGCUCCCUCCCCUGGUUCAACAGGUGGGGAUGACAGAGGAAGGAAGGAUGGCGAGAGAGUGAGGAAGAAAAGUGGAGGGACAGAGUCGUCAUUGGGUACCUCCUCUUUGUUCCGGAAGCUUCGAAGCUCGAGUAGAGGGGAGCUGGAUGGAGGAAAAGGAGAGACUACAGAGGACAGGGGAGGGCGAGGUUUAACGGAUUCCUCCUACAAACCAUGGGUGUGUCCCAAGAGCUUUGUUCACUUUGAUGCUCAGAGCAUCCUGUUUGACCUCCAUGGAGCAGCGGCUCAGCGUGGCUUUGUCACCCAGAGGAGGAACACAGCCACGGGGGCAUCAGCUGCUUCAGUGUCCCUGUCCAUCUCCAGAUCCUCAGCUCCCAGUGUCAACGACCCCAUUUAUUCCAGCAUUGAGGAUCUGACCAUGAGCCUGGACCAGGGCUCCACAACGCCCUCCCUGGUCAUGGACCCUCUGGAUGGGCCUGGAGCCCACAGCUCGAGCCCACUGCUCCUCUGCUGCCCCCAUUUCCUCAAUGAGACUGGGGGCCACGGGGAGCGCAACAUCAGCUUCCUCAGCUCUUCAGCGGAGAGAGGAGGAGAUGGAGGAGGAGAAGGAGGAAGGGGGUGGCUGAGGAAGAGUAAUGCCAGCGUGUCGGUGCUGGAGGUGCCUGUUGAACAGCAGGUUACAAGACUGGACAGACUGAAACUGUACAGCAUAGAGCAUGUAGACCUGGGGGCCAGAUACUACAGAGACUACUUCCAUGGAAAAGAGCACUCAAACUACUUUGGGACAGAUGAUAAGCUGGGCCCUGUGGCAGUGAGCAUCCGCAGAGAGAAAGUGGAAGACACCAAAGACCUGAAAGAUCAGUACCAGUACCGCCUCAUCGUCAGGACAAGCGAGCUUGUGACCCUGCGAGGCUCCAUUUUAGAAGAUGCGGUGGCGUCCACGGGGAAACACGGCACAGUUCGAGGUCUGCCGCUCAAAGAGGUCCUGGAACAGGUCGUCCCCGAGCUCAACGUGUCCUGUUUGAGACUGGCACUCAGCACAGCCAAAGUCACAGAGCAGCUCCUAAAACUGGAUGAACAGGGACUAAGUCAGAAGCACAAGGUGGGUGUUCUGUUGUGCCGUGCAGGCCAGAGCACAGAGGAAGAGAUGUACAACAACGAGGAGGCGUCACCCGCCUUCUCUGCCUUCCUGGAGCUGCUGGGGGAACAGGUGCUUCUCAAAGGAUUCACCAAAUACGCUGCACAGCUCGACACAAAGACGGACUCGACAGGCACCCACUCUCUGUACACCACCUACCAGGGCUACGAGGUCAUGUUCCACGUGUCCACCAUGCUACCCUACAUGCCCAACAACCCACAGCAGCUCCUCAGGAAAAGGCACAUAGGGAACGACAUUGUCACCAUAAUCUUUCAGGAGCCAGGAGCGCUGCCUUUCACCCCUCAAAAUAUUCGUUCACACUUCCAACAUGUCUUUGUUAUUGUCCGUGUACACAACCCCUGCUCUGACAACACCAGUUACAGUGUUGCUGUGACACGAAUGAAGGAUGUACCCCCCUUUGGACCACCCAUCCCCAGCGGCGUCACCUUCCGUGACCCAGAGACCUUUCGUAACUUCCUUCUAGCCAAAAUUAUCAAUGCAGAAAGCGCAGCACACAAGUCAGAGAAGUUCCACACCAUGGCGACACGGACACGUCAGGAGUACCUGCGUGACCUGGCUGAGAACUAUGUCAGCAGCACGCCGCUCGACUCAGCUGGCAAACUAAACAACCUCAUCUCUCUUGCAUCUAAGAAACGCGAGCGCUCCAAGGCAAGAGAGGGAGCAGAGUUGGGAGCUGCAGGGGCAGUUGCCUGGAGAGUCCAGGCCCAGGACUUUAGUGGAGGAGGAACGGAGCUCCCCUGUGCCUUGGGUCUGUCAGCUGAAUACGUCCUCCUCACAGACUGUUCCACCAAAGAGGUGGUUUUUAACUGUUUCUGUGCUGAUGUGAUCGGCUGGACACCAGAGCGACUGGCACUGAAGAUCUUCUACGGUAGAGGAGACCACAUCGCCGUACGAGUGCCAGAGGGCUGUGCACAGGACAUCAGGGAGAUGGUUCAAAGGUUAAAGUCACUGACAGUGGGAUGUGAGACAGUAGAUAUGACACUGAGAAGAAACGGACUGGGACAACUGGGCUUCCAUGUUCGCCUGGACGGCACUGUAGCCGAGGUGGAGGAGUACGGCUUUGCUUGGCAGGCGGGUCUGAGGCAGGGCAGCCGCUUAGUGGAAAUCUGCAAGGUGGCCGCAGUGACGCUCACUCACGAGCAGAUGAUUGACCUGCUGAGGACGUCGGUCACGGUCAAAGUGGUCAUCAUUCCUCCGUACGAGGAGGGCGGACCUCGCAGGGGCUGCACAGAGGAGUACGAGAUGAAGACCAUGGAGCAGAAGCCAGAACCUGAGCCUCUGGCAGUAGGAUACCGACCCUCCCCUCGCCAAACGUGGCGAUGGGAAAGCUCGCCCAUUCCUCCGGGGCUCCACAGCACGCCCAACCCACAGCGUUGGGCACCCAUGGGCCCCCCACCUCCUCCACUGCCCCGCUCACACAAGGCCCUGAUGCCGGUUCCCUACAGAGAGCCUCAGCACCUCAACUCCAAGAGACCGGUGAGCUACCCAGAGAACCACUACAGUUUGUCCCCUGCAGGGGGCGAGAGAGUGCUGCCCUACAGAAACCCCUCCGCCAGCUUCUCCUCGCCCUCCUCAGGCCUGGUCGGUCUCUCCACGAUGGGGCCGCCUGGAAUCACACCAGGGCCCUUUGUACGCUACAAACCUUCACCCGACAGAUUUGGAACAGGACAGCGCCCCCUGCUGCCAUAUGAACCCCACCUCAGUGUGGACGUCACCUCCAGUGGAGAGUCUUCCUCGGGCUUCACAAGCCAGGAAAGCACCAUGGAGCGUGGCAAAACAGAACCCCUCUGGCAUGUCCCGGCGUCGUCGUCUCGGGGACCAGGUGGUGGAGGGGGGCAGCGGAGAAUAACCAGACAGGAUGUCCCAGGGAAAGACUCUCCAAACAGACAUUCGAAGGGUGAGACUCAGUACUCCAGCCACUCCAGCAGUAACACUCUGUCCAGUAACGCCUCCAGCAGCCACAGCGACGAGCGCUGGUUCGACGGAGGAGCUGGAGGAGAGCGAGGAGGCGGAGGUUGCCUCGGUGACCCGGCUGAUACUGACCCCGACCUCCUCAACAAGGGAGGGUCCAAUGACAGCGGCAUCGACGCCUCGACCCACUACAACAACACUCGCCACGGAAACAUGUCUAACAGCCAGUCCCACAAACCGAUGCACUGCUCUGCGACCUACAGCGGCAUCCAGGAGCUGUCAGUGGGAAGGAGCAGCGGCGGAGGAGAGGCGAGGAGACGAGAAUCUUCACCCAUCAUACCAGCUGCAUCCAAUCAGAACAAAGGAUACCGGACGAGGACAUUCCCGCCUCCUGGCUCCAGUGCUGAUAAGAUGGAUGCUUUCAAACCCAGGGCCUACACACCACAAGGUUACAAGACUCCAACAGCAGAAAAGGCGCGACCUGUCCGAGCCGCUACGACAACGCCAACUUCAGCUCAGUUAAGCUCCACCCCUCUGUCAAGCUCCGCCCCAAAGGCCUUAUAUGGAAAGAGCAGAGCAGCUGCCUGGCAGAGAGAAGAAACCUGCCCUUCGCCUUCAAACACAACAACAGCAUCCAACUCUGAAAGCACCAACAGCAAGAAGCAGGUGGAUACAAAUUCAAAAAACGUGUUCGGACAACCUCGGCUCCGAGCAUCACUGAGGGACCUGCGAUCUCCACGACGAACAUACAAGAGCACCAUCGAAGACGACCUGAAGAAACUGAUCAUCAUGGACAACCCAGGAGAGACGCCACAAAGAGAUCCAUCUCCUAGACGGACAUUGCAGCGCACCUUUUCAGACGAGUCACUGUGCAGCGGCCGCAGAGACUCCAGCUUUGCCAACUCGGAGAGCCAGACGACCCCCAGCGACAUGCUGUUCACCUGCACGCUGCCCACUCGCAGACACAACAUCUCCUCCAACCACAUGCAGGGCAAGAAGGUGCCUCUGUCUGCAUCAGAGCUGUCUCUUACAGAAGUGAGAGACAAAGUUCCCCCUCUGAGGAGACUCGAACCCGGCCUGAUGCCCCUCCCUGACACAGCCUGUGGACUGGAGUGGUCCAGCCUGGUCAACGCUGCUAAAGCCUACGAAGCACAAAGAGCAGUUUCCCUCUUCUCGCUGACAGAGCCGCAGGUUGGAGGUCUGGACAUGAGACCAGUCAUCAGUCCAGUCCAGUUUCAGACUCCUCAGACACCACGGACCACACCCACCUUCAGCGGAGACGAGGUGCCCAACGAUCUGUCCGGUCGACUCUACCACCUGGAAGUGAUGUUAAAACAGCUGAACAAUGAUCUGGAGAGAGAGAAGAAGGAUAAAGUCGUUCUGCUGGCGGAGAUGGCCAACCUGAGAGAGAACAACCAGCGCCUGCAGGAGGAGAGCCAGACGGCAAGCGAGCAGCUGCGCAAGUUCAGCAUGCUCUUCACAAACCUCGACAAAACGGCCAGCGACCACGAGGGUCACUACGUAACGCAUGAGGCUGACUCACAGAGGGAGUGAUCGACGGCUGCAGAAGAAGAGCGUGAGAUUCAGGCCGGAGUGAGAGUUCCCAUGACUCUUUGCACUCGCUGAAGCGGCAGAGGACACAACGAUGUCACCUGACUCAGCUUCCACUGGACGGCCUUAAAUCGCAGACGACAACAAAAGGACCAUCUGGAUUUUAAAAUUGUAACCCUCAGAGAGCCUGCACACAGACGGAGCAGAGACCCUCCCUCUCUACACCCUGAGCCUGUUUAUUUUUCUAAACUGAAGUGAAGACGUCUUACGUCCGUGUUAUUUGUAUAAAUACAGAAAUACAUAAUGCUACUAUGCCAGAGGAGCGAGCAGGAGAGGAGAUCCUGACUGUUUUAGAGAACACUACAUCACCUGGAGAGGCCUAAUACUGUUCCUGCAGCGAAUCAGCCAAAAAGACACUCAUUACAGACUGCAUCUCCCAGAAUGCACUAGAAGUAAUGGAAGCUCUACAGACAUGGUACUGUAGAUAGAUGCCUGUGUGGUACAAUUCUCUUGUAUCAAUAUUCUCAACAUUGUACUGAUAUUGUAUAACAGUCGUACUAAAGAGGUGUGUGUGUGUGUGUGUGUAAAACUGGUGGUACAAUGCUCAGAAGCAUUACGGCACAACGGCGUUUGUGCUCGAGGAGGAUGCAUUUUAUUCCUUCGGUGUGAGUGUUAACGUGAGAGUUUGGGUGUUAUAUGUCUGUUAAAGGACAACUGAGUGAUGAACAAACUUGUUUACUGUAAUAUGAAACUCGUGGGCCGCAAUAUUUUUCUGUCCAUGUUUACGUGGAUGAACUACGGCCCACAGAUGUGAAACAAGCCAUCAGCAUGUUGAGUAAAUGGUUGAUGUCGCGAAGCUCAGUGAUUACAACAGCAUCAUAUCUCUGAUAUAGUGAACUGUUUUGAUUUUAUUUUCCACUGUUUUCAGCAGUGCCCUGUCAUCUCAGAUCGAACUGGACCAUUAUUUUAACCUCGACGUUUUUGUUUUUGGUGCAACAUUUUGAGAAUUAUGCUUUCUGGAGGAGCAUCAGAUGAGAAGACUGAUAAUGGUAGAAGCACUUUGCAUUCCUUAUUUUGUAAUUAUGUCUUACUAUAAAAUACUAGUAUAUAAUAAUAUCUCAUAAUUGUGAGAGAAAAGGUAGUUAGCAAUCAUCACUAUACUUGAGAGGACCAGGGUGAUGGUGCUGUCUGAUUUAAUGUCAUUAAUAUGAGCUUGAAUAUCAAAAAAAUGUCAAAAAUCUUUACUUCUGUGAGCAGAUGUAAACUUUUACAUGAAAUGAGAAGCGUAAUCUUGCCAUCGAUGCUGAAAGUUGUGGUGUGAGCUGUAACCUGAGUCCCGUUAUAGCUUAUAUUUGUUUACAUAUUUAAAAUGAAGUACACCAAGCUAGCUUGUCACAGUUUAUCUUGCAGUUUAAUGCACUGACAAUUAUUAUUGAAUUACUUUGAUGAAGAAGAAAUGUUAAAAACCAAACGAUUCUCAGGCAAGCUCUGACGCAUUCCAAUUCAUAUCCUGCAAUUUCUUUUUUUUUGCACAUUGUGAGAUAAUUUCUAAUUGAGUUAAGAUGUUCUAGUUCUUUUUCUUUUGUGAAUGAAACGUGCUUCCAUAGUUUUCACACUCGCUUUAAUGUCUUCCUGUUAAUAAUAAGAGCCUGAAUGAUGUGUCAUAUUACCUGCAGAUAAUCACUAAAAGAUGCCUGAGGUAAUUUAGAACUAGCGUCAUAACACAGUUUGUCCAGCAGAGCAGCUGCGUCUGUGUUUUUUUAUAACAUGCUUAGCAGUGUGUGCAGCACAUGUAGCCGAGCAGGUACAGCAGCUGAACAGACUUUGGUGCGGAGUCGAGUCGUGACUUUACAGUAAGCUGCUAACUAGUUGGAGAAAUUCAUUGCUGGAAAGCUAUUAAACCAUGGCAACAUCAUUUUCCCUUCUUAAUAUUACUCUUAUGAAUAUAUUUAAAUAAUGUUGGCCGAUGUAUUGAGAUGAGAAUUUUCUACACUCCAAUAGUCUUGUGUUGUUCGGGCUCUAGAGAUGAGGCUGCAAACAGGAAAUGGUUCUCAGUUUUAACACUGUAUCUACAAAACUGAAUUAAAAUCCACAACAGUUCAUAAUUUUAUUUACUGAUAACUUUUGGCUAGUAGCUUCCUGGAGUUGCUGCUGGUUGCCUGGUAACCAUCUGUAAAGUUCUCAUGAGCUGGAUUUUAAACACCAAACAUGGUGCGCUCAACAUAUUUAGCUCUAAAAAUAAAAGGUGCUCGCUGCUCAGUGGAAUUUCUAACACUAGAUGCAAAAAGCAGCAUCAGUCUUCUCAUCUGCUCUCAGCUGAUCGGCGUAAUUCCCCAAAAUGUGAAGCUAUGUGUGUAAUUCUACUCCAGCUGUAAUAUGUGCUUAUAGGAAACAUGCUGUACAUGAACGUCACUCAACGACACUGAAGCUCUUUCAUAUCAGAACCAGUCUGUUUGUAUGUGUGAGAGGGUUUAUCCCCGUACUCUGUGAUAAAUGACCACAGGAGACACUAUUUAUACUGCUCGCUUAAUGAUGUUUAAUGAUGUUGUCUACUAUAUCUAUUUUUCAUACAGAAGUGUGCUGUUUGAAUGCUGGUACUGAAUGGACAAUACAUCCCUGCAGAGGGUCAAUCCUCCCGUUCCAGUUUCUGAUAAAACUACUCGUUGAUCAUCUCUCGCUCUGCUCUGCACCAAGGUUUCCUCUUUAAUCCGACUGGAUCUGGUUACUUCAAUUUUCCAACCCACUCAGGUUCUUCAAGAUGCUGUUAAUGACACUAAGUAUCAUCAGAUAGGGGCGGCUGAAGGGAGUCCAUGCCCUGCUGUUUGUACCACUUCUGGCAUCCCUUUAAUAUUUCUGGGUGUGUUUUGGUCAGCAGGAUUGGAUUUUGUGUUUAAUUUUCUCGAUAAGCCAAAAACAGACUGUUCUGAUUGAGAAGUUUAACGGUUUCUCAGCUGCUUUUCCAUCAGUUGACUCUCUGGACAUGCUGUGAUAAAGGACUUUCCUCCACACUCCUACUAUCAGAACCACUUCUUUUUCAAUAAGAGGGCACCGGCAUCGUAUUCUGACUCAGAGCUGAACAAAAAAACUUCUCUGCAUCUGCUUUAACACCAGCUUCCUUUAACCCUCUGCGGCUAAUUACACAGUUUCAAGACGGACUGUUUUCAUCCCAGUGACUUUGGGUUCAGACUUUACAGCUUUCACGAGGUUGUCAUCAGCUUCUUCCCUUCAUAUAAAACUGCCACGUUUAAUAACAAAGUCGACACACUCCUGUUAUUCCUCCAGCUGGAAAUCCUUCAUUCACGCAGCUUCGCAGGUGUAGCUGUGAUUUUAAUAUCUUCAAGUCUUAAUCUUUAGUUUGCUUAUGUAAAAGGGGCAAGGUUUCUUUUUUAUAUAUAUAUAAAUCUUGUUCAUGUUAUAUAUAAUUUUAAGCUAUUUAUAGCAUACACGACGCCCCCUGUUGAACAAAUCAAUAAUGCAUUAAUAAUGGUAAUAUCGUAUGACUAGGUUUUUUUUUUUUUUUUUGUUUUUUUUUUAGAUGUUAAAUAUUUUUAUAAUUUAUUUUUUAACACGUUGGCCACUGUUGCAGACAGUAGUGAAGCAGAGAGGGUACUGUGUUUUAUUUGUGUACGCUGUUUAACUUGUGAUUUCUGUACAAAACUGAUUUGCAUCUUUUUUUUUUCCGGCUUCACGUUUCCUCUUCGUGCGUCGGUGCUUUGUGCAUGCGGCAGGGGUACGCGAAGCUACGGCGAAAAAGUUUGGUUUUCUUUGGGUUGUAAUAAUAACUUGUACAUUUAAAAGUGUAAAUUAUGUUUUCAUUAUUUUAUAAAAAAAAAAUAUAUUAAAAAUAAGUAUCAAAAUGUG